This is a messenger RNA of Eupeodes corollae, 4581 nucleotides long. It is a transcript of the gene GAPcenA, whose product is annotated as rab GTPase-activating protein 1-like. The transcript is spliced from 11 exons. The record is from RefSeq and is a predicted model, not a curated record. Bases 365 to 3943 code for a protein of 1192 amino acids. NCBI's taxonomy places the organism in Eukaryota, Metazoa, Arthropoda, Insecta, Diptera, Syrphidae.
AGAUACAUCGCGCAGCUGACACAAAAGCAGAAAGGAAAACUUCAUCAUUUAUUCACAAUUCACAGAAUAUUUAGAAGACGAAACAAAAAGAUAUUAAAACUCAAUAAUUCUUAUUUGUAUAGUUUUAGUUAAAGUUUAUUCAUUGCAGUAAAAAUAUAAAUUUAAAUAACUUAUUUCUUUACUUUAAGUUUCUGUUCAAAAAUUAUAAAUGUGAAAAUAGUUUCAAUACUUAUUGGAUGUAUGUUAUCUUCUGUGGGAAAUUAAUUAAAGAUGAUUCAAGCUUCAAUGAUCAAAGAUCACAGUGAGGUCUGAAAACACCUUAAUUCCAAAAAGUUUUGUGUGUUUGGAACUCGCGUAUAACGUCAUGGAUGAUAACAUCAGCACGAAUUCGUCGACUGAUUCUAUAAGCACAAGUGGAGAAUACGAAAUUGUCACUGAUAACCCAAUGAACACAACCAAGACAAGCAACGUCAACAAUAAGUCGCCAACUCUAGAUAUACCCAAUAACGGUGAUUUUCAUGAUUUAAAAAACGACAUGACUGAAGCAAUUCGCGAGCUAGAACAAACAGAUCUUAUUGUUUCAAAGUGCGACUAUGAACUUCUGAAUGAUUUGUGUGUGGAUAGGACAACAGAAACAGAAACUGAUACUGAAACAGAAGCGAUGGCAUUUUGUCAAUUAAACAACGGACGUAAUUCGAUGGAAGUUAAAGCCUGCAUUUUGGAUGCUAUUAACGAUGAGAAUGCUGUAAAUAACAAUAUUAUGAUGAAUGAUUCAGGUCUUAUGCAAGAUACAGCUUCAUGUAAUGCCGCAAAAUUGGCACAGAAGUCGUUGACACUUCCUUUAGCCGGAACAUCUAAAGCGACAGACACACCAGCAACACAGUUGGGUACUCAAACUCUUGGUCGCCAUGGGGGUGGACUGCUAUCACCUAAAUCGAAUAUUUCAACACCCGAUGUGAAUAAGGUUGGUCAUUCAGUGUUUUAUGAUUGCAUCGAUGGCAGUCCAGCAGGAGGAGAAAAACAAGAUGAUAUGAAACCGGAAAAAAGUGAUACUGACGAAGAAGUUUCAGAUAUCGACCAACAGGGAUGCACCAUUUUCUCUGGCGUCACAUACUUGGGAGCAGCCAACAUAAAUGCACCAAAGUCUGAGUUAGACAUUCACCGGAUAAUGUGUGAUUUAAACACAGGAUCGAAUUCAGUUGGCCUUAAAGUUUCUGUCAGCAUUCCCAAUUGUUCUGAUGGCCUUGUCAUACUCUAUGACGCAGAAAAUAACUCACUUAUAUCGUCAUAUGAAGUACAAACCAUAAUAUUGUAUUUCCGUGGACCAGUUGAGAGUACCGAACGUAGUUGUUUUGCUUUCACUUGGUUGUAUGGUGAAUCCUUGUUCCAAUGUCAUGUAUUUCGAUGUCACAUACCAGAAGCAGUUAACCAAGUUAGUGCUUGUUUUACCAAAGCUUUUCGACGUUAUCCAUCCAGUCUGACGUGUAGUGUCACCUCUGCCGUCGAUAGUAUAAUGAUUAACUCAAUAACAUCGGACAUAAGUGGCAAUCCAAUAAAUGCAGCCGGCUAUGAGUUUAUAGUUUCUCUCGAGAUCCGUGAGAAGGUGGCGAAGGCCUAUUGUGCGGUGCCUCGAGGUGAUAGAUCAAGCUUCAAAUUGCGUUGCAGGACCGACAAAGAAGUGUGUAUCACAGUAAAACAGGCUGCAUCGGCAACACUUCAGCCACUUUUCAUUGAGAGAUGCUUUGGAGUGCUCAUUAGUCCGGGCAAGCUUGUCCGUCAGGCUGAUAUGCAAUUACUCGAUAUGGUAUCGAUGGGAUACCAAGUCGCUAGCACCGACAACCAAACUCCCUUAACACUAAAUCCCUAUCAAAUCCGUGCCGAAUGGAAAGCCAGCGAUAAAGCUUUUGAACAACUCAACUAUGAAUCCAACAAAACGUUCCUUACCGUAGCUGUGGACCUUGUUAUUCGGGGAAUACAGGAACCUGUUCGAUUUGUCAUUGAAACUCCGGUCAUAAUACAGUCACAAACUGAAAUUCGUAUAAUGGAUCAUUUCACAUCCAAGCGUCCCAUGUCGUUGCGUUUCUAUUUACAUUUAAAGAAAACCGAUGAGGCCUCCUGGGAGGUUGCAUCUAUUGAUCCCUCAGAGGAGAUACUCGAACAAACUUCCCAGUCGUCUCUUCUCAAAUUUGGCAUCAAUAAUCUAUCGCGAAUGGUUCGAUCGUCAAGUGUUGUAUCAAUUGAAGAUGAUUGUCCAACUGAUUAUAGUUCAGAUGGUGAUGAACCGUUGCUGAGUGGAACCGGUGAGGUUUCCAAGGAGUGCUCACAGUAUACCUUAGAUGAAUGGGAUCCGAUAUUAAAAGAAUGGGACACCGAGAAGAGACCUAAAAAUCUGGCUCCGCUUGUGAGGCUCGGAGUUCCCGAGGCGCUUCGAGGAAAAAUUUGGCAAAAAUUGUCAAAUGUUGAAGGCAAAAUAGAAAUGACCGAUAUGUACAGGACUUUGAUAACAGAAAAAACAAAAUGUGAAACAGUAAUCCAGCGAGACAUCCACAGAACAUUUCCUGCUCAUAAGUGCUUCAAGGAAACUGGUGGAUCAGGGCAGGAUGCACUUUUCAAAGUGUCAAAGGCAUACGCCGUGUAUGACAGUGAGGUUGGCUACUGUCAGGGUCUGAGCUUCAUUGCUGCCAGUUUAUUAUUGCACAUGCCUGAAGAAGACUCAUUUUGUGUACUGGUCUCACUAAUGUACGACUAUCGUCUGCGAGAUCUCUACAAACAAGGCUUUGAAUCUCUCUACCUCCGAUUGUUCCAACUUGACCGCCUUAUUCGAGAGCAUUUGCCCAAGCUGCAUGAGCAUUUCGAACGAUGCGGUGUCGAAACUCAUAUGUAUGCAUCACAGUGGUUCCUCACCUUAUUUACAGCACGAUUCCCAUUGUGUUUUGUAUUUCAUGUCCUUGAUGUAUUCCUACUCGAUGGAAUACCAUUGCUUUUCCAAGUGGCCAUCACUUUGCUUUCAAUUUGCGAAGCUGAAUUACGUCAACUCGAUUUCGAAGGCAUACUAAAGUAUUUCCGUGUCACAUUGCCCAAAAAAUGUCGCAGCUCUAGUCAAGCCCGUAAAAUUAUGAAAAUGGCUUGUGAACGUAAAGUCAAGAAACUAAAACAAUACGAAGAUGAGUUUUUCAUUCAGAAAAAGAAUGAGGAACGCAUUGAAAAGGAGGCACAAAUCUACGAAGCGAAAUUUGGCGAGGAACGAAAGAAAUUCCAAGCUGAAAUUGUUCAUUUGCAAAAGAAAAUCGAGGAGAACAAUGAAAAAGCUAUGCAAACCGAAAAGACACACACUGGAAUAACUCAUGAUUAUAAACAAAUCAUACAGCGCCAGGAAGAGGAAAUAUCAAGGCUUAACAAAGUCGUUGAUGGGAUGUCGGAAACAAUAACAAAAUGUAGCGUGUGCUCAGAAAGUAUUGAAAAGGAUUCGUCCCUGAGAAACGUUCUGAAGUCACAAAAGAAGCCGACCGGAGAACCUGCACUAGGACCUCUCGAUCCCUUCAAUAUAGCCACACAAAGGAUACGCGAGUUGGAGCUAGAACUUGCUCAAGCAAAACUCGCCCAGGUCGAGGCCGAAUGCAAGAAUCAGGAUCUAAACCAUCAACUGAAUGCCACCCUCUCAGAAAUUUCAAACAACCGAAGCAGCUGGCAACCAUGGCUGUCAAAGACUUUCAAUUCUAUACAGGAAAAGGUUACGACGAGGCGCGAUGCCCCCACAUUCCAGUCGUACACGAAUACAGGUCCCGAUGAAGGCAGCAAUCAGGAGACUAGGGCGGCAUCAAUGGAACAUUCUCCAAAAAUGCCCCUGAAAUUCAACAAUGUCCUUGCUCGCAAUAGUAUUGAUAUUCUGCCUAGGGAACGGCCCAUUCUGAGAGAUACACUGAGUUUCAGUAAUUUGAAAUAACAGCUGCAGCAGGGUGUCGAAUCUCCUCGCAGUAGAAUCCUAUCACAAUAAACGUUGGCUGGCUGGACAGAAAUCAAAAAAAGGAAUACAUUAUCAUAUAAUUGUCGUUUUGCCUGGAAAAUGAUAUGGGAAUCAACAUUUUAAUUUAUUUUUUAUUUAAUACUUACAAAAGAUAAGUUUAUAGGUGCUCCGAUAUUAUUAUUUUCGUUACAAAACAAUUUCCUCCGUGCAGGUAGAGAUUGUUUUCAACUACUUCUUAGCUAAUUAAGUUUUAAGAUUGCCUAGAUUUGAAUUCACUUUUAAAAACCAAAACAAAAUCAGCACAAGUUAAAUGUGUGCACUUGUUUGAAAAGAAAAAAACCAUAAAGAAUAUAAUUAUAAAUGAAAUCAUAUUUCUUUUUCCUAUUUUAACAGUAUGGGCUAUUCGUAUAUAUAUUUUUGCACUUCAACUGGAUAAUUAUUAUCAAAUCAUUAAAAUAUUAAAAACAAAACAAAAAAAAAAGCAUGAACAAAAAGAUGUGUAUAAAAAAAAAGAAUAACUGCUGCAAAAUAUUUAAAUGUAUGUAAAGUUACUUAAAAUGUGUAAUCUAAACAAAGAUCUGUUUGCAAAUAAAAGUAUUUGAUUUCCCAUGCUUAAA